This is a messenger RNA of Gastrolobium bilobum, 1063 nucleotides long. RefSeq names its product NAC domain-containing protein 2-like. Gene Ontology annotation, molecular function: DNA binding. Gene Ontology annotation, biological process: regulation of DNA-templated transcription. The transcript is spliced from 3 exons. NCBI's taxonomy places the organism in Eukaryota, Viridiplantae, Streptophyta, Magnoliopsida, Fabales, Fabaceae. The record is from RefSeq and is a predicted model, not a curated record. The coding region runs from base 111 to 995 and encodes 294 amino acids.
UCUCAUAACUUCGUAAGUUUCAAGUCGCAGAGCAGAGAAGAAAAAUCACAGUCAACAACAAAAAACAGCUUACAAGGGAAAGAGAUCGAGAAAAAAGAGAAGAGACGCCAAUGAAGGGUGAAUUAGAGUUACCACCUGGUUUCAGAUUUCACCCUACCGACGAGGAAUUGGUGAAUCACUACUUGUGUAGGAAAUGUGCUGGACAAUCAAUCGCCGCUCCUAUCAUCAAAGAAAUCGAUUUGUAUAAGUUUGAUCCAUGGCAGCUUCCAGAAAUGGGUGUUUACAGUGAGAAAGAAUGGUACUUUUUUUCUCCAAGGGACCGGAAAUAUCCGAACGGUUCACGGCCGAACCGGGCCGCCGGUAGCGGGUAUUGGAAAGCAACCGGAGCUGACAAACCGAUUGGAAAACCGAAAGCACUUGGGAUUAAGAAGGCACUUGUUUUCUACGCAGGGAAAGCCCCUAAAGGCAUGAAAACCAAUUGGAUUAUGCAUGAAUAUCGCCUUGCCAAUGUUGAUAGAUCAGCCAAAAAGAAAAACAACUUGAGGCUUGAUGAUUGGGUGCUGUGUCGAAUUUAUAAUAAGAAAGGGAAGGUUGAGAAAUACAACAACACGGUACCAAAAUUUUCAGGGGAGGUUCAUGUUAACUAUGAGCAUGAGAAUGAGACGAAGCCAGAAAUCCAUAAAUUCGCGAAUGACCAAUUGUACAUGGACACGUCGGAUUCGGUGCCACGUCUGCACACGGACUCGAGCUGCUCGGAGCACGUGGUUUCACCGGAUGUCACGUGCGACAGGGAGGUUCAGAGCGAGCCAAAGUGGAAUGAACUGGAGCUACAGCUAGAUGACACGUUAUUUGAUUUUCAGUUCAAUUACUUGGAUGAUAAUAACCUGUCGGUGGAUGACCCUUUUGGCACUCAGGCCCAGGCCCAGGCCCAGUACCAGAUCAACCAGCUCUCGCCAUUGCAGGACAUGUUCAUGUUCCUACAGAAGCCAUUUUAAUGGGGCCAUGUUUAGUGUUAUUGCCUAGGUGUAACGAGUAACGACCACCCAUAGAAAAAUUCUUGUUC